CCCAUCUGCUCCGUACUUUUCCUCGCGGAUGUAUGAGUGUUGAGAGCGGGUCCGGCUCUGCUUCACGGGAGAUCGACAGUUCGAGAGGAGACACGACAGUGAAAGAACAGAACCGAACCGUUCGUGUGAGCGCGAGACACUCGCGGGCGGAACACCGGAGCUAUGGAUGAGCGCGCGCCAGGCAACACAGAUGUCCUGUGGAGUGAUGACCACACCCUCCGUGACCUCUAUCCAACUCUACCAGCUUGACUCGCCUUUGACAUAAAAACUGUAGCACGUUUAACACUAGCACGCCACUGAUUUCUAUUCCAAUUCGCUGGAUUCCUGUCUGUCUACUGGACUUCCUCUCCAUGGCCAGCUUUCUGAGCUCUGUGCUCUUCCUGGUGCUCCAGACCUACGCCGCCCCACCAGAGUACAUCCAGGUGUGGCCCAGCGGGACAACGCCGAGCCCAGGAGAGUUUGACAAUGAGACUGUCACCCCCUCUCUGGUUCCCCCUCCAGGAACGAGCAAGCACACUCCACACAGCAUCAUCAUCGGCGUCCGGAAAGGAGGCACUAGAGCGCUGCUGGAGAUGCUGGAUAUUCAUCCUGAAGUGGCAGCUGCCGCCACCGAGGUUCACUUCUUCGAUUGGGAUGAGAACUACGCCAAAGGCUUUGAGUGGUACCGGGAGCAGAUGCCGUACUCGUACCCUCAUCAGAUCACUGUGGAGAAGACGCCGGGGUACUUCACAUCUCCGUUGGCGCCUGCACGGAUACACGCCAUGAACGCUUCCAUCAAACUCCUGCUGAUCUUGAGGGACCCAACGGAAAGAGUCAUUUCGGACUACACACAGGUCUACUUCAACCGUCUGGAGAACCACAAGCCCGUACAGGCCAUCGAGCACAUGCUGGUAAAGAACGGCGCGUUAAACACUCGCUACAAGGCGAUCCAGCGCAGCCUUUACGACGUCCACAUGAGGAACUGGCUCCAACACUUUCCCCUGGAGCAGAUUCACAUUGUGGAUGGGGACACUCUGAUUCGUGACCCUCUACCGGAGCUCCAGAGGGUCGAACGGUUCCUGGAUCUGCCACCUCGGAUCGUGGCGUCCAACUUCUACUUCAACCAGACCAAAGGCUUCUACUGCAUCCGCAGUGAUGGCCAGGAGAGAUGUCUGCAUGAGUCUAAAGGACGUCCGCACCCUCCUGUCAACCGCAGUGUGCUGCGACAACUGCGCUCGUACUUGCGGCAACACAAUCGGAACUUCUACCGACUUAUAGGACAUAACUUUAACUGGCACUAGUGGAAGGAACCUUUGUCGAACUCGCUUCUCAACCAAUAACAGUCGAGUUCAAGGGCUGAUUGAUAGUGAUGUUGAGGACAAUUACAGAUGGAUGCAUCUUUUCAAGCUAUUCCCUCAUUGACACUUCUCUUAAAUGCUUUCGAGCUGCUCCAGAGUCUUCGGAACUUUAAAUUGUAACAAUUAAGAUGAUGUUAAAACAAUGACUGUGGUGGGAAAGAUCUUUGGCGUCAUUUGUCUUUGUUGUAACAAAGUUACCUGAGACAGAGUGUGACAAAAUGGUUGAACAUUGAAUAUAUUGUUUUCUUUUUCUCUCUGUUCGUUUGAUAUUCUUGUUCUUGAUAAUAAAUGGUUCUGCUUCCAAAAUGAACCCUGAAUAUCUUAUUUUCCUCAAGUCUAAUUUGCUGAAACCUGCUGUUUAGCAUACGUGUUUGUACAGUGCAGCCCAGAAAUCUUAAGGUAAUGUUUGAUGAACAACUAUAUUCCCAUUCCUAAACCUUUCUUAUUUUUACCUUGACUUAAUUAUUAUCAAAGAAGCUGUGAACGCAAUAUCUCCUCUUGAUAAACAAACUGUAACUGAAGUUAAAGGAAUCAUUCAUUCACUUUUAUGUCAUUCCAAACAUGUAUUACUUUUUUCUUCCCCAAAAUGUUCCCCUCCACAGUAGCUGGGUCAAUAACGUGCUCAUUGUUUUGUCUAUUUAAGUUAUUUAAAAAUUUAAUUCAUUUUUAUUCUUUAACCUCCUGAGACCCUGCGUCCACAUGCGUGGACAUUUAUGUUUUGGCUUAGCUAUAUGCAACACGUAAUUUAAUUUCAUUUAAACGGGACUGAUCUCAGUUCAGGAGACUCUGUGCUGUCAGUAAAGGGUUAAACUUUCAACGCAUGUCAUGUGAUCAAACAAUAUGCUGUUGAUCAUAGAGGAGUUUGUCUUUGGGAGAAACACCAACAAAACUACAUCUGGUAAGAAACCUCAUUAUGUUUUUACAUUGAAACCUAUUUGAGUUAAAAGAGCAGAGUUUCUAGUUUCAUCCGAUAUGCCAUUUUUAAAAUUUUAGCGAUUUAUUGUGAAACUCCACUCUGAUAAACACAGUGACCACAUAUGUGGACUGUAUGCUCAGUUUCAGUUCACAUAUCCUAUAUUUACUGUGCAUUAUCACAUUGAGAAUUAAUGGAUGCAUCUAAAAGCUGAAAAUGUUGCUUUCAGAGGCUUUAUAUGGAGUUAGAAUGAAAAUAUGAGUGGUGGUGGUGUAGUGGGCUAAAGCACAUAUCUGGUAAUCAGAAGGUUGCUGGUUCAAUCCCCACAGCCAUCACCAUUGUGUCCUUGAGCAAGGCACUUAACUCCAGGUUGCUCCGGGGGGAUUGUCCCUGUAAUAAGUGCACUGUAAGUUGCUUUGGAUAAAAGUGUCUGCCAAAUGCAUAAAUGUAAAAAUGUAAAUGUAAAUAAGGUGCGUUUCAAACUGUUCUGAGACCAGUGCAGAUAGACAGCACACUGGAGGUUAAGUAAUUCACUAAAUAGGGAGCAAGGGAGCAUCCUAUAGCUCUCUAUGCAGUUAAGUGCAUUCACUCCUAAAAUCUGAUCAAAAGUUCAGUUUCAGGCUGCAGAUGAUGUUUGGAUCACUCAACAUGUUUGACAGACAUGUGACAAUGAUAAUCAGUACAUAGAUUCAGAAUUUAUAAUGUAUCAUUUUAUUUUAACAUGGUUGACAGUGAUGUAAAGUCUGUAACAUCUCAAAAACAUGAAUAAUCAACAAUCCUGGAAACAUCAUAAACAAUUUGAUUAAAAAAAAUCUGACUUUCCAUUGCUUGAUAUUAUUUAAAAUUUCACAACGUAGUCCUGCUGUACACAUAUGUGGACAUACAUUUUUAGGAAAACUAUUUGGUCUGAAUUUUUUUUUUAUUUUUAUUUAUU
Messenger RNA from Myxocyprinus asiaticus (Chinese sucker), 3184 nucleotides. RefSeq names its product heparan sulfate glucosamine 3-O-sulfotransferase 1-like. Gene Ontology annotation, molecular function: [heparan sulfate]-glucosamine 3-sulfotransferase activity. The transcript has 2 exons. The coding region runs from base 351 to 1280 and encodes 309 amino acids. The record is from RefSeq and is a predicted model, not a curated record. Lineage: Eukaryota; Metazoa; Chordata; Actinopteri; Cypriniformes; Catostomidae.